Molecule: messenger RNA, 720 nt
Organism: Paramecium octaurelia
Lineage: Eukaryota; Ciliophora; Oligohymenophorea; Peniculida; Parameciidae
Source: the annotation of a GenBank genome assembly
AUGUCUUCAACUCAUUAGAAAUAGGAAAUACCUUUAAUUAUGGAUAGUUUUUGCCAGAGUUAUCCUGACAUUGAUGAUGUCAAUUAUGAAUUUUCCCCUUAGCGUUUGGGUAACCUCACACUGACCAAUUAUUCGCCUAUGUUAGAAUUAAUUGAUUAGCGCUCUCAAUACCAAUAUUCUGGGGAAUAACAAUAUACUCAGGAAUACCAACAUUAUGAUGUUCAACCACAGGUAUGCAAUGGAUUCUGUAGAACAAAUGCUGAACACUGUCCAUCUUGCAAUAGUAUAAAAAAGUAUCAACAAUAAUUCAUCAAGCAUAGGAGAAGUAUAAGAAAGAUCAAGCCAAAUUUAGAUCCUUCUAUUAGGAAGAAUUUCCCCAAACUUUUAGGAAAUCAUUUCUUAGCCCAUUUAGAGUAGAUUCCAGCCUGGAAAUUACCAGAUCCUAUUGAACUAUUCAAAUAGGAUGAACUAAAAAAGAAGAGAUCAAAAAAACAACUAUCAUUUGCUAUAGAAGACUUUAGAAAGUUAUGUCUUGCCUCAUAGGAGAGUAAGGCAUUUUUUAUAGAUUUUCUUUAAUUUAAAUUUCCAGUUCGCCUAAUUCAUAGUAAUAAGUUUACAUAGAUCGAGCCUGUAAACGAUUUAAUCAGUAAUGCUAUUGUCGGAGCAUGUAAUCCCGAGUAGUGGAAAGGAAAUAUGUAGAUUGCAAAAUAGUAAUGACCC